AAAUGAAACAGCAAAUGAGCUAGUAUGGUUGUGUAUUAGGUAUGCAUUUAUGAAUAAUUGUUAUUAUACCAGAAAGCCUGUUGAGCACGUUAAGAAAGACAAAAUUUCUAAGUGGAUCAUAAGUUCUACUGCAAGUUAUUUAUCUAUGGUAUUAAGCAGUUUUGUUAGUCUAUGGCAUGACACCAACAAAAAGCACAGCUGUACUUUGAAAUUUGUCUUAAUCACAAUUCGAAAAUCACAUGAUCAUACAAAAGAAGAGGAAUAGAGAGGUAUUGUUACUUAAAAGAGUGGAAAUUUAAAAGUACUGUUCCACUCAAAUGAUUGAUAUGAAAGAUGAAUAUUACUGAUGUGGCUGAUGAUGGAAGUUUAUACACUUGUAUUUCUAAUAAUCGUCUUCUGAUUUAUGACGUUCCAAAUAACAAAUUACUUCAUAGCCUGACAGAAAAACCUGAAACUACAAAAACGAAGAUUCUGAAGAUUUCCCCAACAAACACUGCAGUUGCAUGGCUCAGGUCCGUUCCAAAUCAGUUAUCAGUGAUUCAUAUUAAUUCAAAAUUUGUCUCAAAUGUCAACCCGUCUGAAGAUUGUUCUUUUGAAUAUGUUUUAUGGAGCCGUCACAGUAAAUAUUUGGCAGCGUUUUCCAUACUUUCAAUAUUUACGGAUGUGUACACGCUUGAAAAUGAUAUUGUUGAACAUUUAACAAGUAUAAAUGGAGCCAAGUUUGAUGAUCUUGGUCAUCCCAUCGCUCAGUUUAGUCCUGAUGGAGAAUACUUUGCCUCUGUAAAUAUUUCAAACAAUGGCCAUACCAUUUCAGUGUACAGUAUCACAAAUUCAUCAUGGAAUUGUGUUCAGACGGUGUUGGUCACCGACUGCCUGGAUGUAGGCGGUGUACUGUGGUGCCAGGAUUCGGCAAGUCUACUGGUCUGGCAAGCAAGUGCAGGCCUAAGCAUGUCACUGCAGCUCGUCACUGUUGACGGCAGAGUGGAGCACACACUGCACGCAGACUCUGCACCCAUCACCAAUGUUUGUCUGUCUGCUUGUGGUCGAAUGGCUGCUCUACACUCGUCUGACACAAGGGUAAGGAUACUGGACUUGCUGACCUGGCAGCUGGGGUCUAUGGGAGUGUUAUUCCAUCCCCCAAUCGUGCAUGAGUCUUCCGCUAGGUCCAGGCUGAGAGAAACAGUACAUCAGAAUGAAUCAAUCAGUGUUUGUGGCCCAAUAACUUCAACUCUGUGUGAGUUGAAUCAUGAUGCCUCAAGAUCAAGAUUCCCACGUUUGCUACAGUUCAGCAGUGAUGCCCAUUACUUGGCCACAUAUGAGCCCAUCUUCCCUAAUACACUUUGGGUGUGGGACCUCACUUCCGAGCUUCCUCUGGAUACCAUCGUCAAACUAGCAGAUACCACUAAUGUUCUAGGUCUGCUGUGGCAUGAUAGCGAGCCUCAGCUUGCAGUAACUUUGUCAAACAAUAGUGUCUUGGUGUGGACACCUCAACAGACUGUAAUUCACAAUCAACAUAAGAAUAAACACUACCCGCUCACUGCAGAAACAUACAUGUAUUCCAAAUGUAAAUAAUACUAUCAUUAAAAUAUUUUUUUUUUACUUCCA
Homalodisca vitripennis (glassy-winged sharpshooter) is the source of this 1605-nucleotide messenger RNA. RefSeq names its product WD repeat-containing protein WRAP73-like. The record is from RefSeq and is a predicted model, not a curated record. Gene Ontology annotation, cellular component: microtubule organizing center; MWP complex; mitotic spindle. Lineage: Eukaryota; Metazoa; Arthropoda; Insecta; Hemiptera; Cicadellidae. The transcript is spliced from 8 exons. Gene Ontology annotation, biological process: microtubule anchoring at mitotic spindle pole body; protein localization to mitotic spindle pole body; mitotic sister chromatid segregation. Bases 334 to 1572 code for a protein of 412 amino acids. Gene Ontology annotation, molecular function: protein binding.